GCCUGGCCCUUGGCCUCCUGGGACCGUGGCCCUCUGUCGACAGGGAGAAGUCAGCCACUCCUGCGGGGCCCCUUGAUCUUCAGGGAGCUCCCAGAGCAUGGAUCCCUCCUGACUGCCCCCUUGGCCCGAUGAUCCUCACGGUCAAGCUGCUGCUGGGCCGGAGAUGUAGCGUGAAGGUGUCGGGGCAAGAGAGUGUGGCCACGCUGAAGAAGCUGGUGUCGCAGCAGCUGCAGGUGCCCGAGGAGCAGCAGCACCUGCUUUUCCGCGGCCAGCUCCUGGCUGAUGACAAGUGCCUCUCCGACUACUGCAUCGGGCCCAAUGCCUCCAUCAACGUCAUUGUGCGACCCUUGGAGACGACCACACUGGAGACAGCCCAGCAGGCCCAGGCCCAGGCCCAGCCCCUGUGGCACCAGCUGGACCGGGUCCUGGCCAGACACUUUGGGCCGCAGGAUGCCAAGGCCGUGCUGCAGCUGCUGAGGCAGGAGCACGAGGGGCGCCUGCAGAGGGUGAGCCUGCAGGACCUGGAGCAGCUGGCACAGUGCCUCUUGGCAGAGCAGUGGUGCGUGGAGCCAGCCGGAGAGGGGAGCCUGAGGUCAUGGUCUCGGGGCUCCUGCAACAAAGAGGAGCAGGAGGAGGAGGAGAAAGAGAAAGAGAAGGAGGAGGCAGCGGCGGAGGAGGCGGAGGCAGAGGCGGCGGCUGAUCAGUAACUGGACCGUCCAUUCAUUUGCACUCUGGGCUUCUCCUAGCCUCAAGCUCAUGUAUUCCCCUGUGACUUUUCCCACUGCCGCCUCCUAAUGUAGAUGCAUCGCACCCCUC
Oryctolagus cuniculus (rabbit) is the source of this 816-nucleotide messenger RNA. It is a transcript of the gene UBL4B, whose product is annotated as ubiquitin like 4B. The record is from RefSeq and is a predicted model, not a curated record. NCBI's taxonomy places the organism in Eukaryota, Metazoa, Chordata, Mammalia, Lagomorpha, Leporidae. Gene Ontology annotation, molecular function: protein binding.